Molecule: messenger RNA, 7041 nt
Organism: Macrobrachium nipponense
Lineage: Eukaryota; Metazoa; Arthropoda; Malacostraca; Decapoda; Palaemonidae
Gene: Axs
Product: anoctamin-10-like
Exons: 17
Coding region: 354-2690 (778 amino acids)
Source: RefSeq, a predicted model, not a curated record
ACAUUGGUGCGUUGAAGUUUCGUCUUUUACGAGUGAAAAUCGGUGAUAUUCGAACGUUUUUCUUGAAUCUUCCUUUGAAGCGAAAAGCUCGUCAUGUUGGAGGAUUUAUGUGCGAGUUCCUUCCAUCACGAUGUGUUUGAGAGGAGGAGAUUUUAAGGGGAUUGUCCCUAAACGUUUGCUGCGUGAAUCGAAGGGCGGAUGGUUUGUUGUUGUGAUGGUCUACGUUCCGUGAUUUCUGCUUCGUCUUCUUCUUCCGCCUUAAUAGAGUGAGCCCUGGCCCGCGCCCCUCGGAACUGUCACGUGACCUCCCCUGACCUGGGCCGACCUCCCGACCUGGGUUUUGACUUACCAGCAUGCAGCCCUCCGACAGUGAAGACGAGGUCGACUCACCCGAAGGACCCGGAGCGUCGCACAUCCCGGCCACUAUAUAUGUCAUUAAGUUCCAUCCGGCUGUCGCCAGGGAAGCGAUCGAGUGGCUGAUCGAGAAGAUCGAGGCCAAGCACAAGUAUGGAGGAGCAGAGUUGCUUGUCAGAUGCGAACCACAAAAACAAGGGCAGGGGGUUACCGUCCACGUGUCUGCCACCAAGAUCAAAUUGCUGGAGGUGGCGGAAUCGGCGGAUUUGCAGAAGAAAUCCAGUUCCGGAUUGAUUCAGGAAUUCAGCGUGCGUGACCUUGACCAGUUCCUGUACCCUGGUUUGACCUUGGACACGGUUCUCACGCCGGCCGAGAGGGAAUUCUGCGUGAGGCACGAGUUGGAUGCCAUCAGGGCUAAGCAGGAAGAGGGGCAUGUCCCGGGCCACCCCAAUGUUACUCUAUAUCCAGGGCAGUCUAUAGUCAGUGUAUACGUAGCCGAGGAGCUCAUAACAGACAUGUUUCCACUUCACGACCGCCAGGCUCUGGAAUCUCUGGCCUCUCGCUGGUACAAAGCUAUUUUCCAGUCAGCGCCUUUCGAAUUUCAGUCUAACCUUGCCGUGGAAGACAUGCCGAUCUUCCAAAGCGCCAGUGAAUUUGUAGAGAGGGUCCUCCCGGCAUUUAAACUACCAACGCUGGCAAUACCUUUUCCCAAAAGAAAAGAUGUUUGCGACCAAUAUGCCGAAGCCCCUGGAAGAGGGGAGAGCUAUUACACAGAGGAGAUCAGAUCCUACUUCGGGGAGUCGGUAGCGAUGUACUUCAGCUUCCUGGGCUACUACACGAUGGCCCUGGCCCUGCCGGCGGCCCUAGGCCUACUGCAGCUAGUGCUCUCCGUGGACACGCUGACGGAGUACGCCCUCUUCGCCGCCUUCAACCUCCUGUGGGUGACGGUCGUUCUUGAAUUCUGGAAGCGGAGAUGCGCCGAGUUAGCCUACAGUUGGGGAACUCUGGAGCGGCCGUGCCAGGUGGAAGCCCGUGCCAACUUCAUCGGCUCCAUGGAACAGAAUCCGGUCACUGGAAGGUUCGAGCCCGUGUAUCCGAUGUGGAAAACUCGGUGCAAGAUGUACUUUGUAACGUGUCCCCUGGUUGGCCUGUGCUUGUUGGGUUCCCUCUGGAUGAUGGUCAUGGCAUUUUGGGCUGAAGAGCAGCUAAUGGACUGGAAGAAGCGGUACGGAUCCAUCGCUGGAAUAUUCAUGCACGUCCCCUCAGCGUUCUACGCGGCCCUCGUCUGGCUCAUGAAUUACUACUACAAGAAGCUGGCGACGCGAAUGACUGACUGGGAAAACCACCGGACGCAGUAUGAAUAUGACUGGCACCGCGUCAGCAAACUUGUGGUUUUCGAGUUUGUUAAUAAUUUCUCGUCUCUCUUCUACAUUGCUUUCUACAUCCAGGAUAUGGACAUGCUGUGCUCGCAAGUGGCAACCAUGCUGAUUGUAACGCAGAUGAUCAAUCACUUCCAGGAAGCUCUUUUGCCCUACGUGGUCAAGAAGACCUACAAUCAGUUCGCAGACUCGGUGGUAACCAACCUGAAGAAACACCCCCUGACGGCGAAGCUCUUCGAGGAUGUAGCGAAGCCCUUGCGUGGAGCCCCGCUCGAGGAGCAGCCCGUGUCCAUUCUGGUCCUCGACCCCAAGGAUCCCCGGAUCAUCCAGGCUAGAGAAGAGGCUGAUCUUGAUCCCUACGAGGAUGCUUAUGACGACUACCUGGAGAUGUUCCUUCAGUUUGGGUAUGUGUUCAUGUUCUCUUCAGUCUACCCAAUGGCAGCCUUCUGGGCUGUCCUCAAUAACAUCCUUGAGCUCAAGACUGAUGCUUUCAAGCUGUGCCGAGUCUACCAGAGGCCUCGAGUGAAGAAGGUGGGAUCCAUCGGUGUCUGGCAGGGUGCCUUUGAGUUGAUUGGUGCCGUGGCAGUCAUGACCAACUGUGCCCUGUUGUGCCUUUCACCUCGUCUCCGUCCUUUGGCUCCUGCUGCCUCUCCAGUUGAGUGGGUUCUCCUCUUUGUCCUUCUUGAACAUCUCAUCCUUCUUGGUAAGAUGGCUCUGAUGUGGCUAGUCCCAGACCAGCCCCUUUGGGUACGCCAGGCACUCGAGAAGAUCAGCUACCAGUCGAAACUUGCACUGAAGAAUGAGCGUGGCAAGAAAACGAGGCGGCAUCUAUCACGGAGAUUUAGAAGUGUUCAUGGUAUGCCGCGAUCAGGGUCCCGUUCCAGAGGCACUACCCCUGUUGCUCAGAAUGGGGGUCUAAGACAUCGCACACCAUCUGGGAACUACAGGGAAUACUAAAUGUCCUGCUCAAGCCUGUGGAACAGUUAUUCCCCUGUCAAAAGAGUGAGAUAAAGAGGGCCAUGGCUAAGUCUAUGCAACGCCUUGGUGUUUUCUUGAAUACUGAAGAUUCUUGAGAAUCGUUCUAGAAAGAAGGCAAGAACAAAAGAGGACUCUGGGAUUUGUAAACUACAAUUUACAUUCUUCAUUCUGUGGCUCUUUAUCCAGCAUAAACAACUGAUAUACAUCAAGUUAACAGUUCUAGAUAAGUUUGUUUCUGAUCCAGUUCGUAAUGAAUAACCAUUUAGGUUUGCAGAGUUUGCAAAUCGACUUUCUAGCCCAAUAAAAUCCCUUCAUGUGUUCGAACAUAACUUACUGACCAAAGAAUUAUGGAAGAAACAGAGUAACUUAUAUUCCUUAUUGUUGUGGUCGCAUCAUUAUCCAGGUUAAGCAAGGAAAUCGCGUUGAAGCAGUAUUGACGACGUCUGUGGAACAAAUUUCCUGCACUUUAUUAAAUGCCACAUGAACUGGAUGAAGGAAGCCCUCUAAACUGCAUUAACAGAAAGAUAAACUCUGUUGUUACUGACGGAAUCAGAUGAUCCUCUCUGAUGAUUUAUUUAAUAGGGAGCUUAGGAAUGUCACACGACCACUUGUUUACUUCUUUCUCUGUUACUAACGUAGAUACCAAGUUAGCAUUAUGUGAGAGAGAGAAACAAAAAACUACUUACGAGUGGGAUAAAGAGCAGAUGAUAACUCUUGCCCUGAAAACUUGAAGUUUAAUGAGAGGGGGUACCUACUGAUUGUUGACAGAAAUAAGGGAAUCCUAUUGAAGGUUGUCUUCACCGAUCAUAUACGCUUGAUGAUAUACUUUCCUUUAUCAUCAUUAGCCGAAACAUUUUCCUGUUGUGGCAGUCUCGAGUCUUCAUCCUUCAGAAACUUUCGACUUAAAAUUGUUGCAGGAUGCACACAAGUCAUUCUUCACCAGACAAUUCUUUGGUCACAAUUUAGUUUUAGUUAUAUUUCUCAAAUAAGUCUUUAAGCAUUGUGUAAGUAUUUAAUGUAGCUUAACAUACAGUCUUCCAGUGUUAACAAUAUGGCACCAACAUACAGUCUUCCCUUAAACUAAAAACUUUGGUCACCCAAUUUUCGUAGAAGAAAAGUCGAGUCGGUUCAAAUUUCUCAGUUUUAUUGUAUAUUUUUCAUAUUUAUUUAUUCGGGCACAUUGUUUUUACCGCUGUUAUUAUUCUUAUCUCAAUUAUAGUUUGAGCACUUUCCCUGGUCUUUUAGUGUAGUACAUAUUUUAAAAGUCAGCAAAUAUGUUAUCAGUUUAUAAUCACAAAACUUGUUCAAAAUGUAUGAUUAGCUCCCCUGCCCUAUUAAUAGACUGGGUCAAGUUUUUUCUUUGUUUGUUUACAAUGCCAGAAUUUAAUGUUAUAUUCCUUAAAAUUUCGAAAGAAUUUUUGUGAAAGUUCACAGGAGACUGCGAAUAGGAGCGAAUGGAAGAACUUUCCAAAAAUACUUUGGCUGAUAAGAUAAUCUCUCUCUGUCUUGAUCUGGUGUUAAUUGCUUUACACGACUCAAGUCGAAUGUUUGAAUUUAGUGAUAGCUAUUAUUUCUCAAGGCGCAAAGGUUACUAACGCUCAAUUCAUUGUUAUUCCUGUUCAUUACGAGGCAGUAUCUACAGAUACGGGUAUGAUCAUUCACUAUGUUACGUAUGCAAGGGGCUCGAACAGACUAACUGAGUAUAAGGCAGGUGCUUGUUUCUUUACUCAUAACUAGUGUAACUUGAAAAGGAAGAUGAAAUUUGCCUGGAGCUCAUAACUUUCAGUAAGCUAAGUCCAGAUAGUCUGAACAGUGGUUAGUCACCCACUCAACACUGAAAGUGACAACUUUGAUGGGUGGAAAGCUCAGAUACACCGACUUGCAUUAAGUCAUGACACAUCCACACAUACCUAAGAUUUAUAAUUAUGACUGGCUGAUGCUUGUUCCAUUCUAAUGUUAAGGAUAAGAUGGUCGCACCCAUACGCAUCUAAAAAUUGCAACUACAACUGGUUGAAUGCUCAGUGAGCUGUUAUUGGUCUGAAGUUCAUCAUCACACAAAUGACAUUUGUUGAAUAGCUCCCAAAAGAUAAGGUGAAAAAUAACCCUUCUGGCAUUGCUUCUGUUCAACCUUGUGAACCGAAGUUGGACCAAUAAGAACAUUCUGAUCCAUGACAAAAACAGUUAUGCUACCUCACUAUCUUUCUCCUCCACUAAAUAUUUUUGAAGGUUUGCCUUACACUUUACCCCUAAUAUUUCAAGGUUUGCCUUAUAUUUUAGUCCCAUGUUUUAAAGGUUUACCUUACAUUUUAGCCUAAAUAUUUUUAAAGUUUUCCUUUUUAGUCAAAAUAUUUUAAAAGUUUUCCUUACAUUUUAGCCCCAUUUUUAUAGUCAAUUUUUAAAGGUUUAACUGACAGUUAUUCCCAUUUUUCGUACGUUGAAUUUUUUUAAGGUGAACAUUUACAGUCCAAGGUCUCAUUAUACAUUACCAGCUAAAAGAAGUAACCUGUAUACCUUGUACGCAGUUAUUGUAUAGAAAUUCUUGAGUGUGCAUGAAAAUUUCAAUUGAGUUUCAACAAUAUAGGGGUCGCCAGAAAUUGGUAUUGUGGCUCUUUUAAAGACAGCCACUGGUCAAGUUGCCCGUAACUGUAGUUACUUCAUUUGUCUUUAUUCAACUUUUUCUUUUUAUUCCUUUAGGCCUGUACUGUUUACUUACUGGUGAAAUGCUGGUUAUGAUUUAGAACACGAAGCCAACUAUGAUGCCAACUGUAUUCACAAGUCCACAUUCAAAUAAGCACUUGACUGUAUUGCACUGGUUUAAAUGAGGAUUCUCGACCAUCCUCCUAAAAAAUUACUUUUGGCGCUGAACAGCUUCCUACUCAAACAAUUAAAUGGAUACAUUUAUUAUAUAAGGGUAAUGGUGCUACCAUUGAUAUCAAAUCGAAGUUGGAAUAGACACAGUUACUGGCACUAAAAUAGACAUUAUAAAUUGGUUUGAAUUGAAGAAUCGUGUAAUUUAUCACUUAAGUUCUCUCUAUUGCAAAAACCCUACAUGGUCACCCAUCUAAGUACUACUGGUAGAUUCCAUUUCAUACCCCUGGGCAUGAACCCCUGAUUUAAUGGACGAUAACUGUUCAAUAUGAUAUUAAUUUAAAAACAUCUCAUUAUACAAGAACAUCAAAAGGAGUCGAACUUGUAAUCAGACCAUGCAUUUCACAAUGUUAAUCAUUGUAUAGUCAUGUUACUAAUAAUAGCCUGAGGAAAAUAUCACCCUUACUUUUCGGAGCUGCCGAAACUGUGGCAGGUCUUCCUUAUUUUGUUGUUAAUAACAUGGCCAUGAUCCGAACUGCCCCUCAGAGAGAAUCUGAUGUAGAUUAUCAUAGAUUUUGCUCAUAGCCGUCAUUCUCAACCCUUGUGUUUUUUGGAGUAUGAAAGGAUUUAAGAGAGGACAACGUCCACUCGAACUCAUUUCAUUGUUAUUUAGUGCAAAAGGCUUCAAGUUUGAAACUGAGGAACUGAAGCAGACCAGAUAAUUCUGAAUCAGUACCUAAGGUUUAGAAGCUUUGUAAAUAGAUGUAAAAUGUAAAAAGCUAAGGGCGAUUGGAUAUGCUCAGCAUAAGCUUAAAAAUGACUGCAAAGUUAAUUGCUUUAAUUUUUAAAACACGAUUUUGGGAUAUCUGAUUAGCCUAACUGGAAACGAGCAUCAGAAGAUUGGAUUUCCCUAAAUUUACUGUUACGGGGGGACAUCCAUGAAGCUUGAAGAGACUUAAAAAUAAAAUUUAAAUACUAAAAAAGUGUUCAUCUGAAGCGGGAUUCAUGUAUACCUGUAGAAAGUGAAUGUUCCAAAAUCACAAGGGUUCAAAUGCCAUUAAUCCAUUAAUUACUGAACCCUUCCCCCCCCUCCCCCACCCAGGUACACCAAUCUAGUCGCUAUAGUAGUACGCUGUGAUAGUAAUGAAUUUAUUUAAUUUGAAUAUUUUUUAUUUUUACUUGUGUUGUGUGUUUGCCCAGCAAGAGUGGUGCGAUGAGUUCAUGAAUGUGUAGUGUCAUCUUUUUCGGUGAUUGCACAGCAACUUAUUUAUAUAUAUAUAAGUGCAUGAAAUGGAUAUAAAAAAAAGAUGCUGAUUAUAGUGAAGUGUCAUAUUAUCUGUCGAAACGUUUGUACAUUUUCACCGAUGUACAAAUUCCCUUCGCUGCCUAUACUUUUUUUUCUUAUCUGAAAACUGUGGUGCUGAGAGAUUGUACUUUUGUUUUCUAAUUCACUGCUGAACACGUUAAGAGACAAAAUGCAGAUUUACGCUGAAUAAAUAAAUAAAAGAGUACGUCGGUUGAA